This is a messenger RNA of Eupeodes corollae, 906 nucleotides long. RefSeq lists its product as uncharacterized. Lineage: Eukaryota; Metazoa; Arthropoda; Insecta; Diptera; Syrphidae. Bases 63 to 890 code for a protein of 275 amino acids. The record is from RefSeq and is a predicted model, not a curated record. The transcript has 4 exons.
GGUCUUCUUGUGGUGCGGUUUCCUCCGGAAAUAAGUCUCGUUUUGUUGGUUAACUCUUUGCAAUGAUAAGUCGCAUUGUGUUGUGGUUGUUGUUUCUAAUAAGUGGAGUAUCGAUGUCGGCUCUAAAUUCAAGUUCACUACCGGUCGAUGAGUUCUUGAAAUUUAAUCAAAAGGAGUGUUUCGUUUCACGUCGUAUUGGUUCCUGCCUCAAGUAUAAAGCCGGAAGAAUCGUCUGGAAACUUGCCACUAACAGUUUGGGAUAUUUUCCCAGUGAGAACAGUCGGGAUUUGGCCGAUUCUAGGAGGAUACGGUUUGUCCAGCUUUCGGCUCCCAGUGAUACUGUGUUGCUCGGUAUGAAUUCCAGGAAUCUUCAAGAUGAUAGUGAAAUGACAAAAAUUAUGAAAUUCCUUCAACGUACAGCAGAGCUCUUCGCUAGAAACCACGGAUUUCAGGUGGAAAUUUCUAGUGAAGGUGGCACUAGUAUAAGUAGCGAGAAUGAUAUUCCAGAAAUGGGUAAGCUUUUGAGUGAUAAAAAGAAAAGAAAAUGGCUUCUUAUUUUGCCAUUAAUUAUUUUAAUGAAAAUUGCUCACCUCAAAAUGACCGUAGUACCGUUGCUUUUAGCAACAUUAGGUCUUAAUGUUGUUCUAAUUGGUGGCGGUGGCUGGCUAAUACACUAUCUGAAGUAUAAGACUUUGUGUAAAAUUCAUCCACAUUUCAUUCAGACUCAUUCACAUGUUUAUGACUCAGAUCCAAAUGAGUAUUCUUCAUUUUUGGGAAGCAGUGAUGGUUAUUCAAGUCCGAAUACUGGAAGUGGGUAUUAUUCACCACAAGAAUCAGGACCAUGGAACACGAGGAAAAAUUUUCAUGCAUAUGGAGGAUACAAGGUUUAAUCUAGGAAGAGGGGAA